AACCAUUGUUCCACAUAUAUAUAUUGCACAAAUAAAUAUUAUGUUCAUGCUAUUGGUCUGGAUGAAAAAAAUGAAUUAACAGUUUCACGUGAUUUUAUGGAAUUACCAGGUAUAACAUAUGAUUGGAAAGAUCAAAAAUUAUAUAUUGAUAAAAUUCAUCAAAUGAAUUUCAAUGGAACACGGUUUUUUUUACGUGCAUUAGCUAUUGAUCAGAUUGAACGAAAAUUAUAUCAAUUAUUGGAUACACUUGAUAUUUGUGUUAGUGAAUUAGUUGGUUGCUGUGGUAUAAAAAUUCAAGAUAUUUAUCACAACCAAAUUGUAUUGCUAUUGAUCCAUUAA
This is a messenger RNA of Rotaria sp. Silwood1, 339 nucleotides long. The record is from the annotation of a GenBank genome assembly. NCBI's taxonomy places the organism in Eukaryota, Metazoa, Rotifera, Eurotatoria, Philodinida, Philodinidae.